Messenger RNA from Daucus carota subsp. sativus, 1598 nucleotides. Its product is annotated as WUSCHEL-related homeobox 9. The transcript is spliced from 5 exons. Gene Ontology annotation, molecular function: DNA-binding transcription factor activity; DNA binding. Bases 201 to 1385 code for a protein of 394 amino acids. Gene Ontology annotation, biological process: regulation of developmental process. The record is from RefSeq and is a predicted model, not a curated record. NCBI's taxonomy places the organism in Eukaryota, Viridiplantae, Streptophyta, Magnoliopsida, Apiales, Apiaceae.
AAUAUAAAAUACAUAUUGUUUCAAUUAUCAUAUCCAACAACUUAGGUAUAGGUUAUGGGACUCCUCUAUCUCCUCUCCCUCUCCAUUUAAUAUCCUUUUCUAUUAUUGCUUGUUUUUCUACAGGUACUGAGACAUCAUAUUUGUGUUGAGUUUCAUUUGAUAUUCAAGAGGAAGCUGAUAGAUAGAUAGAUCUAUGAGACAUGGAUUCAUCAAAAAGAAACUGGCCUAGCAUGUUCAGGUCUAAGCCUUCUAUCAACUCUCACCGCCAUCAAUGGCAACAUGAUAUUGCCCCUCUUAUCUCAAGACCUUUCACAUCUUCAGUGAGUGAUCAAGAACGAAGUCAUGAACCGAAGCCGCGGUGGAACCCGAAGCCAGAGCAGAUCAGGAUACUUGAAGGGAUCUUUAACUCUGGAAUGGUGAAUCCUCCCAGAGAUGAGAUAAGGAGGAUUAGGGCUCAGCUUCAGGAAUAUGGUCAAGUUGGUGAUGCUAAUGUUUUCUACUGGUUCCAGAACAGAAAAUCCAGAAGCAAAAACAAGAAAAACAGCCUUCAAAAUUCCACCACCAAGUCAUCACUCAGUACUCACACUCUUUCCCCUCAAGCCAUAGCCAAGCCUGCUCCACUAGUGUCCAACUCAUCCUCAUCCUCAUCCGAUAAGUCUUCGCACAAGUCAGCCGAAAGAAAACCCUUCUCUUGUAAUGUCCUAGAUGGGCUCAACUCACCAACUGGCUCAGUGAACCAGCCCUACUUUAGUGCCUUCUUGCCGGAACCCUACAUGUUCCCGGGGAGCCAGAGUAGCCUAAUAAGUGGUUCAAGUGCAGCUGGUUUAAGUUUGGCACAAGGGUUUUGUUUUCCUGAACUUGUGGCAUCAAAUGAUUAUGUAGGUCAUAACAAUAACAGUGUUUCUCAACACUUAGGACAGGCUUUUGGGAAUUGUAGUAGUACUUCUGCUAGUGUUUUGCUUACUGACUUGAUGAAUCUUGGAGGUGUGAGUAAUUACUAUAAGAGGGGGGAAGAUAAUGACAAAACUAAGAUGCAGCAACUGUUGAGUUACAGUGUGACUACUGCAACUCCUACUUGUGCUCAAACCAUUCUUCCUCCUGCUGUCUCUCCCUCUGUUAUGUCUGCCAUCAAUCACAUUCAAGGUGAGGAAGUGAGGAAAUCAACGGUUUUCAUCAAUGACGUAGCCAUUGAGGUGGCAUCUGGGCCGUUCAAUGUGAGAGAAGCUUUUGGCGAUGAUGCUGUGCUCAUACACUCUUCAGGACAGCCUGUGGUCACCAAUGAGUGGGGCGUCACCCUCCACUCACUCCAGCAUGGUGCUUUUUAUUACUUGCUCUCCGCCUCCAUCGCUAACUCACAUCUCCAUUCACAUGAACUAGAGAUAUAAAUGGAAGAUGGAGUGACCGGUUGAUUGAUCAUUCAGUAGAUGUUGCAUCAGUUACUAUAUAUCUACAUAUUGCUGAAUUAGCUGAAUCUGUAUAAGUUUCUAUUAAUGGUUCUGAAAAUGGAGGAACAGAUAAUAUGAAAAUCUGUGGACUAAUAUAAAUUGCUAGUACUAUGUUUGUGUUAUGUGUGUAUGUACAUUGAAACGUUAACCAUA